Lagenorhynchus albirostris (white-beaked dolphin) is the source of this 1980-nucleotide messenger RNA. RefSeq names its product extracellular matrix protein 2-like. NCBI's taxonomy places the organism in Eukaryota, Metazoa, Chordata, Mammalia, Artiodactyla, Delphinidae. The record is from RefSeq and is a predicted model, not a curated record. Gene Ontology annotation, cellular component: extracellular matrix. Gene Ontology annotation, molecular function: heparin binding; collagen V binding; protein binding. Gene Ontology annotation, biological process: positive regulation of cell-substrate adhesion; extracellular matrix organization.
AUGGUGGCCAUGCAGAGCGCGCUGCUCCCUUUCCUGGCCCUCUGGGCGGGCUGCUGCCCUGGAGGGGCCCUGACCAGGCAGGGGCCGGGCCUGAGAGAGCCCGUGCUGCAGCCAGCCUCCACAGGGCUUCCCACCCUGCGGCCGCUGCUGCCCAGCCCGUCUGGGCCCCCCGACGUGGUCCAGGCACCCCAGCCCACACCGGCUUCUUCUGCGGGUCGAGUGCGACCCACCCCCGGGAACGGCGGCCCGGACAGCCCUAGUGACGGGCAGCUGGACAGGCCAUGGCUGCGGCCCACCUCCGAGGAGGGAGCCCCUGGAGCCCCCAAACAGCCCCCAGCCCCGCGCUGGAAGGCCCCCGCCAGACCCAGGCUGGCCCAGAGGAAGGCGACGCCGCCAGCAGCCUGGGGGCAGGAGCAGGGUCACAACCACGGGGCCGGCGCUGUGCAGUCCCAUCUCCAGGCCACAGCCGCAGCGGGGCCUGGGGCGGCGAGGCCCCGGGCUGCCGAGCUCAGGCCCUUGCAGGCAACCAGGACCCCCCGAGCCCAAGAGGGGACAGUGGCUGCCGAGGAGGGCCAGGGCAGGCAGGCAGGGGGCCAGGAAGCCAGGAAAAGGGGCCCAGAGCCUAGGAGGCCCCCCAAAGGGGCCUCCCAGCAACCCAGCCCUGGAGGCUGGCGUCGAAAGAAAGAUCACACCCGAGGCCAAGGUGGCAGCGGCAACUCGGAGACCACAGGUCGUGGGCGGAAAAGGCCUGGAAGCAGGCAAGGGCACGGCCAUGGGCUUGCAGACCCGGGCGCUAUGGAGCAGGCCAUGCCCUCCCUGCCGGCCUCCUGCCUCCUGGCCCAGGCGGCCAUUGCCUGUGGCAACGUCAAGAUGAAACACGUCCCUGCCCUGUCCGACCCCAGCCUGACGACGCUCUACCUGGCAGAGAAUGAAAUUGCCGAGAUCCCGGCCAACGCGUUCCUGGGAGCGCCCAACCUGGAGUGCCUGGACUUGAACAAGAACAAGCUGGAUGCCCUUGGCCUGCACCCCGAUGCCUUCAAGAGUCUGACGCGGCUGAUGCGGCUGAACCUGGAUGGGAACUCACUCUCCACGGUGCCGGCCUUGCCUGCCUCCCUGCAGGAGCUCAACCUCAACAACAACCUUCCGCAGGGCCUGCAGCCCAGCAGCCUCCGGGGGCUCGGCCAGCUGCUCACACUGGAGGUGGAAGGGUCCCAUCGGCUGCACGAUGGGAACAUCUCCCCGCUGGCCUUCCAACCCCUACGCAGCCUGCUCUACCUGAGGCUGGACCGGAACCGGCUGCGGACCAUCCCGCCCGGCCUACCAGCCUCCCUGCAGGUGACUGCCUUGGGCACCAACGUCAUCGAGGAGGUGACAGAGGGCACACGGAACCGCAGCCGCAGCCUCAGCGUGCUGGCUCUCAGCAACAACCGGCUGCAGGAGGACCGGCUGGCGCCCCGCGCUUGGCUCGAGCUCCCGUGACUGGAGGCCUUGGACUUGUCGUACAACCGGCUGGUGCACGUGCCCUCCUUCUUGCCCCGGGGCCUCCGCCGCCUGACACUGCACCACAACCGCAUCGAGCGCAUCCCCGGCCACGUGUUCACGCACAUGAAGCCGGGCCUGGAGGUCCUGCAUCUUUCCCACAAUAGCCUGCGUGAGGACGGCAUCCGCGGCGUGUCCUUCCUGGGCCUGCAAGCCUCCCUGGCCGAGCUGCUCCUGGACCACAACCAGCUGCAGGCCGUCCCACAGGGCCUCCUGGGCCUCAGGGCCCUGCAGGUGCUGAGCCUGAGCCACAAGAUCAGGCACGUGCCCCUGAAUUCCAUCUGUGACACACGCGUGGCCCAGGACUCCAACCUCAUCUCCACGCACCUGGAGAACAACCUUAUAGACCGGCGUCAUAUCCCACCCACCACGUUCUCCUGCAUCCGGGCCUACCACAGCGUGGUCCUCCAGCCCCAACAGGGGGAGGGGGCGUCCGCCUAG